UUAAAAAAUCAAUAAAAGUAAUGGAAUGACAAAAAUGUAGCAGAGAGCAGCAGAGGAGGAAGAACGCACUCCUGUCCGGGCGACGGCGACGGCGACGGAAACCACUUGAAUAGGCGUCGCUUCUCUGUUCAAACCUAUGCAUGGAAGGUGGAGGAGGAGGCGGCGACAGGAAGAGGAAGGUUUCUCCUAUUCAUCUUGACUGGGAGACGUUAUUGCCGUCCGGGGUCAAAGACGAGGAGCCUCUACCGCUGGAGGUGGUUGGGGACGGCGAGGACAAGCCGGAGCCGCAGGCGGAGGUGAUGACGGACGGUGGGGAGGAUGAAUCGGCUUUUCAGUAUCUUAGACAACUUUCCGAUAAAGAUUUGUUGGAGAAGAUUACUAGGGUUAAGAAUAAUUUGGAGCAAAUGUCGUCUAAAUUGCCUGACGGAGGGGCUAAAUUUCGAGCUAAUCUAUUGAAGCACGAGGCGGAGUGGAAGAGGAGAAAGGCUCUGAAGGAUAAUAACAAAGUCGAGGAAAUAAUCUCUGUUGGUGAAAAAUCUUCUUGCCUUGUUGAUGACAGAUCAACUUGUGGAGCUCCGCCGUCCAGGCCUGUGUCACAAUCUACUUUUGCUUUAAGGUUUUGCAGCACGAUGGAUGAUAAGGAGCUACCAAAGAAGGCUUUCACCCAUGAAUUGUCUACCUUAAAUCAUUCUGAUCAUCAAAUUAUGGAAAGGAAUGAAGCAGUUCUCUCCCAAGGAACACAGAGAUUAAGUUCAUCUUCUAGAAAAGUACCUUUUAAAUCUCCAACCCAUCUUUCAGUGAACAUUGAUGAUCCUCCUCAGCUCAGUGAUAAAGAUGCUUCUGUUUCUGACAGCCUUCUAAAUAAGAGAAGUAGUUUUUUGUCUCAACCUACUCCCAACUCCAGAAGGAAUAAGCAGAAAACUGUUGUUCUAGUAGAUGAAGAGCUGGAGGUUGAUGCAAUUAAUCAAGUAGAAAAUGUGGGGCGAAGCCAUAAAGAAGCUCAGAUAUUCUAUCCUUCAAGGGAUGAUCCUGAAGCCAUUGAAAUUUGUUUCUCAGACUUAGAAUGCUUGGCUCCUGAAUCUUACUUGUCAUCAACUAUCAUGAACUUCUACAUUCGGUAUCUGCAGAAGUCUACAUCCCCCACUGCCAGAAAUCGAUGCGGUUACCUCUUUUUCAAUACCUACUUCUAUAAGAAGUUGAAAGGAGAUGGUCCAACCAAGAUUACAAAAGAGAAGUCGUACCAAAAAUUCAGAAGGUGGUGGAAAGGUGUCAAUAUAUUUGAGAAAGCAUAUAUUUUUCUACCAAUUCAUGAACAUUUACAUUGGAGCUUGGUUAUCAUUUGUAUACCAAAGAAAGAAGAUGAAUCAGGACCACUUAUUAUACUUCAUUUGGAUUCUUUAGGACUUCAUGACAGCAGUUCGAUCUUCAGAAAUGUAAAGAGAUUCCUAAUAGAAGAAUGGAAGUUCCUCCGAGAAGAAGAAAAGUUACCCGAACCCCCAAUCGCAGCCAACAUCUGGAACAAGUUAUCCCGAAGAAUCGAGGAGAAAGUCGUUCAGGUUCCCCAACAAAAAAACGAAUACGACUGCGGCGUCUUCGUCCUUUACUUCAUGGAACGUUUCAUCCACGAAGCUCCGGAAAGACUACACCGAAGAGACUUGGAAAUGUUUGGCAGAGAAUGGUUCAAACCGGAAGAUGCCUCCAGUUUGAGAAAGAAGAUAUUCACUCUACUGAGAGAAGAGUUCAAGAAUGCGGGCACUUCCGCGUCGGACGGUACCGAAAAUGGGAACCACUAACGCCCUGAGCUCCUG
Andrographis paniculata is the source of this 1808-nucleotide messenger RNA. Its product is annotated as ubiquitin-like-specific protease 1D. The coding region runs from base 141 to 1793 and encodes 550 amino acids. Lineage: Eukaryota; Viridiplantae; Streptophyta; Magnoliopsida; Lamiales; Acanthaceae. Gene Ontology annotation, biological process: proteolysis. The record is from RefSeq and is a predicted model, not a curated record. The transcript is spliced from 14 exons. Gene Ontology annotation, molecular function: cysteine-type peptidase activity.